GUAGGCUAUACUCCAUGCCGGUGGGGUGGAUAUUUGGACAGAACACAGGAAUUGAUCCCUUGAUUGGGUGACUGAGCUACGCUGGGGACUCUUCACGUUGGGAAUAGCAGCCAAUUCGAUGGAUUUCAGGCGCGCAGAAUGAACCGCGAAAGGGAAAGAUGGGACGUGGGCACGCCGGGGACUUUGUUGGCAAUUUUGUGGAAUUCACGCAGCGGCACUAUGGAGCCUUUAUUUUCUCUGAGCUGCUCUCAGAAGGCCUUCACAGAGGUGAAGGAAGUUAUGUGAGCUGAGCUUGCAGUAGAAUGGUCCUCCUCGGAUGGGGCUCUGAGGGAAGGCGAUGGCAGCUUUUCACCACAGCAACCCAACGGACAGGGACAUCAGGAGAGUCCUCCAAAAACUUCUAAUCAUGCUCUCUCUGGGAAUCAUCUGUGUCGCUCUCUUCUACUUCCUCGCGGGAUGCUGCGAGUCGGACAUAAGUGAAAACUCCAUCUCCCACAGACCCGCCAGUGAGUUUAUCUUAUCGGGAUGGUAUCAUGACAUAAACGGGAAGUUGUAUAAGGACUUUGUAAUGGUACAGGAUGAAGAUGGAUACCCAGGAGCCGGGGAGGGGAGCACAAUAAUACCGUUUUUGGAGACUAAUAACUCGGAUAAAGAUUGGAAGGCGACACGGCGGUUACCCCAAGCUCUCAUUAUAGGGGUGAAGAAGGGUGGCACGAGGGCUCUUUUGGAGUUUCUCAGGCUGCACCCGGACAUCCGCGCGCUGGGCUCUGAGCCGCACUUCUUUGACCGGCAUUACGCACGAGGCUUGGACUGGUACAGGAGUAUGAUGCCCAAGGCCUUGGAUGGCCAGGUCGUCGUGGAGAAGACACCGCGUUAUUUUGUUACCGUGGAGACCCCGGGACGUGUACACUCCAUGUCGCGUGACGUGAAACUGAUUGUGGUGGUCCGAGACCCUGUGACCCGGGCCAUCUCUGACUACACCCAGAUCAUCUCCAAGACCCCCCACAUCCCCGCCUUCGAGACCCUCGCCUUCAAGAACCGCACCAAUGGUGAGAUAGACUCUCUGUGGAGCCCUCUGUGGAUUGGACUGUACGCCCAGCACCUGGAGCGCUGGCUGGCCUGGUUCCCCCGAGCCCAGAUCCAUCUGGUCAGUGGGGAGGGCCUCAUCUCCGACCCAGCUGGAGAACUAGGAAAGGUCCAGGACUUUCUGGGCCUACAGAGGAUUGUGACGGACAAGCACUUCUACUUCAAUAAGACUAAAGGUUUCCCCUGCCUGAAGAAACCGGAGGGCAGCAGCAAGCCCCACUGCCUGGGAAAGACUAAAGGCCGGACACACAUCUCCAUUGACCCGGAAGUGAUCCGGAGACUGAGGGAGUUCUACAGGCCGCACAACCAGCGGUUCUACCAGAUGACUGGCCAGAACUUUGGAUGGCAAUGAGGACUCAGUAGGGAUACCAAGGUGAAACAUGCAUCCAGAGUAGCAAAGACACUCAGGCAUGGUUCACAGGGACAGACAUGAAUGCCAUUUUGGACAUGCGGGACAAAUCUAACAAGACCAACUACAAUCCACAGUAUGUGCUCUCUGAUUACAACCUCGUUGAUGCCUGGCGAGCACAUAAUCCUAAAGCAAAAGAGUACACUUUCUACUCAAACAGGCAUAAAUCAUUCUCACGAAUCGAUUUCAUAGUGUUAUCUACAGCUCUAUUUUCUUUAAUCAAGAAAAUAGAAAUUCGACAUAUGAGCUUGUCUGACCACUCUGCUUACUACUGCCAACUUCAAAUUUCAGAAUCUCCUAAAAGACCCACACGAUGGCGUUUCAACGUUUCAUUGCCACAAAAUCCUACAUUCUGUGAUCAAUUUGAAAUUGAGCUAAAUUCAUUCAUAAUGAUCAAUAAAAAUUAGGUUGAUGACCCCAGGAUUCUAUGGUAUGCCACCAUAGGUUUUUCUUAAAGAUAAUACAUUUGUAUCUGGGUUGAAUAAAUCACAAUUAAAGAAGAUAUCAGAAUUGGAAAUGUUGUUAACUGUUAGAGCAUUCUCAACAAACACUCUUUUCAGACCAGGUAGCUAUUACUCUUUCCAAAGUCAAGACAUAACUUAAUUUAUUGAUAAGACAGAGAGCAGAAUUUGCCAUCCAUUGAGUAAGACUCAACCAUUACUUCCAUGGUAAUCAUCCCAGUCGUUUACUGGCCAACAAGCUACGCAGUAAUAAAUGAUUAGCUGAUAUAGCAACUAUUGAAUCUGAAACAGGGGAAUUACUAUCAGAACCCAAAUUAAUCAAUCAAAGAUUCUCCUGCUUUUAUAAAUAACUGUACACCUCCGAUUGUAAAUCCACACCAAGUCCUUUCUAAAAUAAUAAAGAACUCUUCUCUCAACAGAGGAAGCCACCUCACUGGGAUCCCAAAUCUCUCUCAAUGAACUCAAAGGGGCAUUGGAUAGCAUGAAUAAAGGCAAAUCACCUGGAUGGGACGGUAUUCCUCCUGAGGUCUAUUUAACAUUUUGGAAUCAAUUAGGUCCACUAUUGCUCGAAAUGAUUAAUAAAGCCGUUCACAAUGGUUCAUUUGGAAGAGAUGUGAACACAGCACUAAUUUCACUUUUAUUAAAAAAAGGUAAGGAUGCCACCUGUUGUUCUCAUUAUUGCCCCCUAUCUUUGAUAAACCCAGAAAUGGCUACAUACAGAGUAAUGACAUAGACACAUACAGAGUAAUGACAUAGACA
Coregonus clupeaformis (lake whitefish) is the source of this 2715-nucleotide messenger RNA. Its product is annotated as heparan sulfate glucosamine 3-O-sulfotransferase 6-like. The record is from RefSeq and is a predicted model, not a curated record. Gene Ontology annotation, molecular function: [heparan sulfate]-glucosamine 3-sulfotransferase activity. Lineage: Eukaryota; Metazoa; Chordata; Actinopteri; Salmoniformes; Salmonidae. The transcript has 3 exons. Bases 338 to 1438 code for a protein of 366 amino acids.